UUUGGCGGGAAUCAUUGACAAACUGCCGUAGAUCCUUCGGCUGAAAAGUACAGUAGUUUUUGGAGUAAAUUUCUGCUAAAAAAGUAUAUCGGAGAACAAAAGUGAGUGCAAAAGUGAAAAAAGUCGCGGAGUAAAGUGUUUAAAGUGUUUGUGAAUGUGAGAGAAGUGAUCCUUGCGCACUGAGCAAGGAGCGAGGAUACACGAGUGGUGGCGGCGACGGUAACAGAGAGUGGGUGAUGUAAACCUGGUGAACGCGACGGAUAGAGAAGGUUGCGGGGUAGUGGACCAUCGAGCGAUGAUGGUUUGAAAGAGAGAGAGAGGGAGCGAAGCGAAAGGGGUAGGGGAAGAGUCUGACCUGCUGGUAGUCUGGUUGAUCCAGAACCAGCAGUGUGCGUUGUGACGUGAGACAAUGGCGGUACCCUUAAUUGUGUUAUGGUGUAUUGUUGUGAUCAGCUGAUCGGCCUUCGGCAAGCAUUGCUGUCAAAAGGGACGUCGUUAUCCCGACCCAACAUCCUUAUAAAACAUCAAGUGGACGGAUGAACCCGCCGAUGUUGUCGUUGACCUGAUUGACACCCCGAGCCCCUGUCCACCCCCAUUGUGCACUUUCCCAUCAUUUUAUUCCAGUUUUAAAGCUCUUAUCCUUUGUCCUCACAAUUAUCAGAUCGUUUCUUUUUUUUCAUUUUUUUUUUGGAGUUUUUUUUGCGAGUGAUUUAAAUAUUUUUAGUGGUUGUGUGUGCGCGCGAGAUUCGCAAGAAAUAGAUUCAUAAAUGUGUCUGGACCAUGCCCGCGCGGAAAUACUACAGACGAGAUGUCAGCGAAGUUAGUUGCUUCCUCAAAUACAUGAUCUUUGGAUUUAAUGUUUUAUUUUGGUUGCUGGGUCUGGGCAUCAUGGCGGUGGGCGUUUGGGCAUGGACAGAGAAAGAUACAUUUAAUAACUUGUCUCGCCUAACAAACAUCGCUCUUGAUCCAGCAUUCAUCUUUAUUCUAGUCGGUACAGUGACAUUUGUCAUUGGAUUUACGGGGUGUGUAGGUGCACUCAGGGAAAAUACGUGCCUCCUAGCUGCUUAUGCAAAUUUUCUUGCACUGCUGUUAUUAUUGGAGAUGACAGCGGGUUUCUUGGGGUUCAUCUUUAAAGACUGGAUAAAGUCACAAGCGACGGGGGGCUUUCAAGCGUUCAUUAUUCAUUAUCGAGAAGAUCCUGAUCAACAAAAUCUUAUUGACUGGAUUCAAGAAGAUUGGCUUCAGUGUUGCGGUAUCGAGGGUCCAAAGGACUGGGAUCGCAACAACUAUUUCAAUUGUUCUUCGAGCGAAAUUGGCUCCAGGGAAGCCUGCGGCGUGCCUUUUAGCUGUUGCAAGCGAAAACCUAAUGAAAUUAUAAAAAAUAAGCAGUGUGGGUACGACGUAAGGAAACCCGGUUAUAACUUUGAUGUCGGCAAAGUAAUAUAUGAAAAAGGGUGCGUUCAAGCAGGCGAGGAGUGGAUGGAGAGAAACCUUCUUGCCAUAGCCACUGGUGUUGUUGGAAUGGCGUUUGUUCAGAUCGUUGGUAUUUGUUUCGCUCAAAAUCUGCGGGCGGAUAUAUUCGUACAAAAAGCAAAGUGGCAUUGACAUUCGAGGGCCCCCACGGCAGUUUAGCAUCUUGUACUGAUCAAGAAUGCUGACCUACCACGUUUGUGAAGACCGUAACAGCCAAGAUAAUAUCGAAAUCGUUUCUCCCUUACAUUAGCAUCGCAUUUGUUUAUAGAAUAUAAGUCAUCAUGAAAGAUAAGAAAAAUUUUAAUUCAACUUCAAAAGUUCAAAAGAGCUGCCUUAUAUUUAUACAUUAUAACUGUCCACGUUUGUCUCGUCUGUAACAUUUUUUUUUUCAUCCUAAAACGAAAAAUUUCCCAUAAAAAAUUAAUUUUCAAAUACAAUUUUAAAGCGGAGAAAAUUCUUCUUCUUUGUGAAGAAAAAAUUCGCUUCUUGUUCCAAAGGAGAAGAAUUCUGAUAAUUAAAUUUUUUUCGCAAAGAAAUUUCUGAAAGAAAAAAAUUUCCGUAUAUUAGUUGUUCUUUUUUUUUUUAAAGUCGAAUAGAAAAAUUGAAGAAACAAUAAUUUUAAAUUAGGAAAAUUUUUUGUUUUUUCAAAUAUUGUUUCUUGUGAUACAAAUUCUCUUCUGAAAUACUAUAAAUAAUUUUUUUUCAGUGUGAGAAAAAGUAAAAGCAAUGUUGACAGGAAAAAUGUUAAUGUAAUGUAGUCUCUUAUUAUUUCACGUCGGAGUUUUUUUUUCUAUAUUUACCGUUAGAUGUGUGUUGACCUUUUUCGAUCCCAUGUUGUAUAUCAUAUAAUGUGAAGAUUGGCGAAGAUUGCACUCAAGUGACGUGAUGUAAAUGGAUGUGAAUUGUUGUAAUACAAGUUCUCGGCUGGGCAAAUCUUUUGUACCUUACUCACGUAUACACAUUGUUGUAAAUAGCGUAAAUUCACGAGUCACAAUAAAUCGCAACGGAAGUUAUGGCCAGUGGCCUGCAUUGCAUAUAUAUGUAUAUACUUUCCGUCCAUUGUGGUAAGGUAUUUUAGUUUACCAUCCAAGGUGCUUUUCAUCAAGUGCAAGCUUCGCCAAUUUUCGGCAACACUUUAAAAUGUCCCAUUCAAUAUAAACUGUAAUCAAUUCCAUUAAUACAUAACGUACCAACUUUAUGGAUUAAUGGAAGCUUUCAGGAAUUUGCAAAAUUGCUAAAAUUUCGCCUAUAAUCAUUAGAUUAUAGGCUGGAAAAUAUUUCACUCCAUUGUUUUUAUUUUACCGAACAUUAUAAUGUUAGUCAAGGAUGUCAUCAAUUUUAUUAGAAAAUUGUUAUCGAAGCGGAAAAAUUUCAUCUGAAUAUUUUUAUAAUGAAACGUGAUAGAAACAAGUUGUCAAGUUAAAAAAUAUGAUUUCAAGGACUAUUCAUUUUUAUCUAGAAGGAAAAACAAAUUUUUUUUAAAUUAAAAAUUAAAAGCACAAAAAUUGAAAAACAGAUUUUUCUAAAUGUUUAAAUUUUUCUCGAAAGAAAAAACAGAACUGUUUUGAAAAUUGUAGUAAAAAUACAAAACUUUCGAAAUUGAUUUUUCCAAAUGUUCAAAUUUUUCUCGAAAGAAAAAAGAAAAACUGUUUUUGAAAAUUGUAUUGUAAGAAUCAUAUUUUUCUCCUGAGAUCCGCUUCUUUCUUCAGGAAAUUUUUCUCAAAAAAAAAGUCUUGAAAAUUCCAAUAAAAGAAUUUUAUUUUUCUGCUGAGAUCCGCUUUCUGUUUUUAUGUAAUAAUAAUAAUAAAUAAUUAACAUUUAAUAGAUAAUAAAAAAAAAAAAAAAAAUUGUGAAGAAUCUCUGACGAUGACGUGAAUAUGUGGGCGGCUCAGGGACAAUUUAACGGUUCAUAUAACGCAUCCUUUAAGGUGAAAAGAAAAUUUAAAAAAAUAAUAAUCAAGUGCGGCUAAUUGGGAAAACCGAUAUCGAAUUACUCAACUUUGAAAGUUGAAGGUUAAUCAAGGUUCAAGUCAAUCAACGUGGUUUCGUGGGGGCGCGGCAUUGUCUGGCCGACCUUGCCGCAGGGUAAAAUUUCUCGCCUCAGGCGACACUUUAGGGCCAUCAGUUAUAAGUAUAUACAAAAAAAAUAGACUUUCCUAUUAUAUUCCGCUCGUAUAUUUAAUUAUAAACAAUGAUCGUUGUACACUGAGCAAAAAGUUGUCGGAUAUUAUUUUCUAUUUUCUCUCUCAA
Leptopilina heterotoma is the source of this 3723-nucleotide messenger RNA. It is a transcript of the gene Tsp26A, whose product is annotated as tetraspanin-5. Bases 781 to 1605 code for a protein of 274 amino acids. The transcript has 9 exons. NCBI's taxonomy places the organism in Eukaryota, Metazoa, Arthropoda, Insecta, Hymenoptera, Figitidae. Gene Ontology annotation, biological process: protein maturation; protein localization to plasma membrane. Gene Ontology annotation, cellular component: membrane. The record is from RefSeq and is a predicted model, not a curated record.